Talaromyces proteolyticus is the source of this 795-nucleotide messenger RNA. RefSeq lists its product as uncharacterized. The record is from RefSeq and is a predicted model, not a curated record. NCBI's taxonomy places the organism in Eukaryota, Fungi, Ascomycota, Eurotiomycetes, Eurotiales, Trichocomaceae. The transcript has 5 exons. Bases 291 to 710 code for a protein of 139 amino acids.
UGGUGCAUCUGCAAACCGCUAAUUUCGUCCUAGCUGGUUCAUUAUUGUCCUGGAAGACCAGAUGUGUGCCCACUUUUUGGGCAAAGCGUCCGACCUGAGAGCCACGGAUAUCCCUCACGGAGUCACUCACAGUUUGAUGGUCCCUCGGUAAACGCAAUAGAAUAUUUUGAAAGAAUUCUUCAAUAGCGAAGUUGAAAACAAAGUUCGGUCAGCAUUCAGAACAGCCUCAGGCAGUCAUCUCACAGAUAGUGGUGGGGAUCGCCUAUUGAAGCAGAACGAGGCUUUAUCCCAUGCGUUUCCUAAAAAAGGACUCCUUAAUCGUGAAUAGCCUGCUUGUUAGACAAUACCAGUGCGAACGAAUCAAGCAUACACAGCACUUUUCCCGCGGCUGCCGAGUAACCAUCAACGCGGAAUUCUAUUCCAAUACUCCAUUUGCGCCAAUACAUUCGUAUCUUGAACCCAAAUACAACGGUAUUGGCCAUUAUCGUCGGCCAGACGACAUCGUUGAGUCUUUCUCAGAAAUCCCUUGUGGUGGAAGGCUGAGUAGAAUGAGCAACCCAGACGCAGGAACGACGUCUCUAGAUGAUGUCUUUCGGGAAAUUACAGUUGUCCACGGUCGAGAGUUCCAGAAAUAUUCGAUCAACAAUCGAAUUUAUUUCUGCCCCAUCGACGAUACCGACUCGGACUCCAACAGGAAAUCUUUAAUAUGAUUUUCGACAAUCGUCUUAUAUUUCCGCCGAUAAAUCACCCUCGUCGAAUAUUGGACUGUGGUUGUGGGGGGGGAAACUGGGCAGU